AUGUCGAGACCAUUUCAUCAUCCCUUCCAGGAAGCCCAGUUUGACAUGUUCGAUUGGUAUCCCACGUACCAAGCCUGCCUUCGCUUCUUUGUCGAACAUGGCCAGCAUGACAAUCCCGUGCAAACGGUCGCCGCCAUAGUCAACAUCAAACUUCCAUUUCAGAAAUCAGUCACUGGUGCUUCGCCUGCGCCCACCAACCCUGACGUCGUCCUCGUCCUGCCCUACGUCCGCCGCCUUGUCGCCACCGGAUUCGACACGCCCGCCGUCCUCCACGGCUUCUUCGGCGACGACUGGCAACAAGGCAUCGGCCCCAUACACGAGUCGGAGCGGAGGAACUACCUCUUCGCCGCCAAGAGCGACACCUGGCUUAAGGUCAAGGCCAACUACGACAUGGACGAAGAUCAGGCCGUCCCAUUCCUACGUCCCUUACAGAGCGUGACGGAAAAGGAGAUCGUCAACGCAGAGGCAUGCUGGAGUGAGUGGCUGGCCAUGCAGGACUGGAUGCUCGGCCCGAGGGCUCCCUCCAGGGGCUAG
Molecule: messenger RNA, 534 nt
Organism: Drechmeria coniospora
Lineage: Eukaryota; Fungi; Ascomycota; Sordariomycetes; Hypocreales; Ophiocordycipitaceae
Exons: 2
Coding region: 1-534 (177 amino acids)
Source: RefSeq, a predicted model, not a curated record